Molecule: messenger RNA, 2053 nt
Organism: Macadamia integrifolia
Lineage: Eukaryota; Viridiplantae; Streptophyta; Magnoliopsida; Proteales; Proteaceae
Product: GDP-L-galactose phosphorylase 2-like
Exons: 5
Coding region: 483-1814 (443 amino acids)
Biological process (GO): glucose metabolic process
Cellular component (GO): cytoplasm
Molecular function (GO): GDP-D-glucose phosphorylase activity
Source: RefSeq, a predicted model, not a curated record
AGCGCGCAGCCGUCACGGAGAGAAACACAGAGAGAGAAACGGAGAAGAAAGGAUUCAAAGGAAGAACGCGAGAGAGGAAGGAGAAGAAGAAGUUCAGAAUUUCGUCAUCACGGCUGUUCUUGGAACACUCUGGUGGGAUCUCCACCACCAGCAAGAGAUAGAAGUGUCGUCGCAAGUGGAGAAGAUUCAAAAGAAGAAGUGGAACCAUUUGGUGGUGGAGAAAAGGAUCCCAUCCCCUCACGGUGGUAGAGGCGCUUUACCUUCUGAAGGCGGUAGUCCAUCUGAUCUCCUAUUCCUUGCAGGCGGUGGUUUUCUUCCUCCCUUCAACCUUACCCCUUCGUCGAUCUCUUCUAUCUUCAAUCUCGUCGACGAACAGGGGAUUUACUAACCCAAACCUAACCUAACCCUUUCUUUUAGCUUUAGCUUCUCUAACAAACGCUUUCUAGUCCCAUCUUCUUCGUUUGCUUUCAUCAAUCUUUGAGAUGUUGACCAUCAAAAGGGUUGCAACCGUCGUCUCCAAUUUCCAGGACGAAGCCCUCCGAUCAUCCGGUUGCGGCCGCAAUUGCCUUGGCAAGUGUUGCCUUUCUGGAUCGGAGAUCCCUCGGUAUUCUUUCAACAGAGAUGGGGCCGAUUCGAUGAAAGGCAAGGCUGUGGCGGUGGGCUUGUCUGAGGAAGAAGAAGAGAGCGCUGAGAUAUCGUUCCUUGACACCUUACUAUUGGGACAGUGGGAGGACCGAAUGAGCCGAGGGCUCUUCCGCUACGAUGUCACCACCUGUGAGACCAAGGUUAUCCCCGGCCAAUAUGGAUUCAUUGCGCAGCUUAACGAAGGUCGCCACUUGAAGAAGCGACCUACCGAGUUCCGCGUUGACAGGGUUCUGCAGCCCUUCGAUGGGAACAAGUUCAAUUUCACUAAGGUUGGCCUGGAGGAGGUGCUCUUCAGGUUCGAACCCAGCGAUGAUGGGAAGACCAUCUACGUCCCUAAUGCACCCAUUGAUGGUGGCGCCCAAUCACCUAGUGUUGUUGCCAUUAACGUGAGUCCCAUCGAGUACGGCCAUGUGCUUCUGAUCCCUCGUGUGCUCGACUGCUUGCCUCAGAGGAUUGACCGUGACAGUCUCCUGCUUGCUUUGCAAAUGGCCUCUGAAGCUGCAAACCCCUUCUUCAGAUUGGGUUACAACAGCUUGGGUGCUUUUGCCACCAUUAAUCACCUCCAUUUCCAGGCAUACUACUUAGCUAUCCCCUUCCCCGUUGAGAAGGCGCCGACUCUAAAAAUAACCAUGGUGAAGGGGCUGCCAGAGAGGGGAGUGGUGGUCUCCCAGCUGUUGAAUUAUCCUGUUAGGGGACUGGUCUUUGAAGGUGGAAAUACAAUGCAAGAUCUUUCUGAUGCUGUUGCCAGUUCUUGUAUUUGCAUUCAAGAUAACAAUAUCCCUUACAAUGUCCUCAUCUCUAGAUGUGGCAAACGGGUUUUCAUCUUCCCCCAGUGUUAUGCAGAGAAACAAGCACUUGGAGAAGUGAGCCAAGAACUUCUGGACACCCAAGUAAACCCUGCAGUGUGGGAGAUCAGCGGACAUAUGGUGUUGAAGAGGAAGAAGGAUUAUGAAGAUGCAUCGGAGGACUACGCAUGGAGGCUUCUCGCCGAAGUGUCUCUCUCAGAUGAGAGGUUCGAAGAGGUCAAGGCUUACAUCCUGGAUGCUGCAGUGUUGCAAGAGGCAUGCUCCGAGGCCAAAGACUCGGAUGAGGAGCAUCAAGAUGUUGUGUUCGACCCUCAUGUGCUGCCUGCCACCCAUCUUCCCCAAGAUUGUUUAGUUCUGCAGUGAAGAAGGCAAUGCCUACCUAGUAGCCCAAAAUUUAAAAAAUUUCAUCUUUUGAUUCUGUAGUAAAGAUGGCAGUAUCUACAUAUUAGCCCAAAAUUUGAAAAAUUGCAUAGUUUGCCUCUCCAGUGAAUAUGGCAGUAGCCCAGAAUUUAAAACUGCCUGAAGGGUCUGUGAUUCUGUGUAGGACAACCCUUCUGGUCUGUUUCUGUUUUUAUAGUAAUGAAAUGAAUUGUUGUAGCUGA